This is a messenger RNA of Drosophila mojavensis, 3103 nucleotides long. RefSeq names its product frizzled (gene fz). Gene Ontology annotation, cellular component: plasma membrane. Gene Ontology annotation, molecular function: Wnt-protein binding; Wnt receptor activity. The record is from RefSeq and is a predicted model, not a curated record. Lineage: Eukaryota; Metazoa; Arthropoda; Insecta; Diptera; Drosophilidae. The coding region runs from base 465 to 2228 and encodes 587 amino acids. The transcript has 5 exons. Gene Ontology annotation, biological process: non-canonical Wnt signaling pathway; canonical Wnt signaling pathway.
AAUGGUUAGUUUGUCAGCGUCUGCGUUGCCGCUCGGUUGUGCUCUCGGUUGAAUAUCUCGUUUUGAUGUAAUCCCUAACGUUGUUUCGCGCGUUUUACGUAAACUUCUGCUGCCUGCAUACGGUACUUUUGUGCGGCAAAAACAAAAACGCCGAAAUAUUAAGUGUUGUGGUAAUAAAAUAAAAAUAAAAAAGAAUAAAUGCAAUUGAAAUUGAAAAUAAAAUAGAAAUUGAGAUGAAAUAAGCCUUUGUGUUAUGCCAAGUCUAAAUAGCGGUUAUUUGUUUGAGUGCGUGAUUGAAAUAAAAUAAGUAAAUAUUUACCGCUAAUCCAGCUACGGUGUCUGUGUGUGCGCGUGUGUUUUGUCAAAAUGAGUGAGUUUUAAGAAUUCAGCAAAGCGAAGAUUUACUCAAAGCAAAAGAAAAUCGCAGGCAAAUUCACAAAUUUCAAAUUUUGCUGCCAAUAGAAAUGAGUGCAAAUCGAAAAAUGCUGCCGCCGCUGCUGCUGUUGCUGGUGUCGCUGUCGCUGCCGGCGCUGCUGCAAGCUGUGCAGCGUUACGAUCAAACGCCUUUGGAUGCCAGCGCAUAUUAUCGCUCCGACCUGGCCGGCAGCAGCUCCUUGGACGGCUUUCCGCAUCACAAUCGCUGCGAGCCGAUCACAAUUUCCAUAUGCAAGAAUAUACCCUACAACAUGACGAUAAUGCCGAAUCUGAUCGGCCACACCAAGCAGGAGGAGGCGGGCCUGGAGGUGCAUCAGUUUGCGCCGCUCGUCAAGAUCGGCUGCAGCGCCGAUCUGCAGCUGUUCCUCUGCUCGCUAUACGUGCCCGUCUGCACCAUAUUGGAGCGUCCAAUUCCGCCUUGUCGCUCGCUCUGCGAAUCGGCGCGCGUUUGUGAGAAUCUCAUGAAAACCUACAAUUUCAAUUGGCCCGAGAAUCUGGAAUGCUCCAAGUUUCCCGUGCAUGGCGGCGAGGAUCUAUGUGUGGCCGAGAAUACCACCUCCUCCGCCUCCACGCCCGCCCCCACGCGCAGUGCACCCAAAGUGACGACGCGCAAGCACCAGAUCAGCGUCGAUAGCCCCCAUCGAAAUAUCGGAUUUGUGUGCCCCGUCCAGCUGAAGACGCCGCUCGGCAUGGGCUACGAACUGAAAGUGGGCGGAAAGGAUCUACAUGAUUGCGGAGCACCGUGCCAUGCGAUGUUCUUUCCGGAACGCGAGCGAACCGUCCUGCGCUACUGGGUUGGCUCCUGGGCCGCAAUCUGCGUGGCCAGUUGUCUCUUUACGGUGCUCACCUUUCUGAUAGACUCGUCCCGCUUUCGCUAUCCCGAGCGAGCGAUUGUCUUUCUGGCCGUCUGCUAUUUGGUCGUCGGCUGUGCCUAUGUGGCCGGAUUGGGUGCGGGCGAUUCGGUGUCGUGUCGUGAGCCAUUUCCGCCGCCAGUGAAGCUGGGACGGCUGCAGAUGAUGUCCACCAUAACGCAGGGUCAUCGGCAGACAACCUCCUGCACGGUUUUAUUCAUGGCAUUGUAUUUCUGUUGCAUGGCCGCCUUUGCCUGGUGGUCAUGUUUGGCUUUUGCGUGGUUCCUGGCCGCCGGACUUAAAUGGGGCCACGAGGCAAUUGAAAAUAAAUCUCAUUUAUUCCAUUUGGUUGCCUGGGCGGUGCCCGCACUUCAAACCAUAUCCGUGCUGGCUCUGGCCAAAGUUGAAGGUGACAUCCUCUCUGGCGUUUGCUUUGUGGGCCAGCUGGACACUCACUCGCUGGGCGGCUUUCUUAUACUGCCGCUGUGCAUUUACUUAUCGAUUGGCGCUCUCUUUCUGCUGGCCGGCUUCAUCUCGCUCUUUCGCAUACGCACCGUAAUGAAGACGGACGGCAAGCGGACGGACAAGCUGGAGCGCCUAAUGCUGCGCAUCGGCUUCUUUUCGGGCCUAUUCAUAUUGCCAGCCUUGGGUCUGCUGGGCUGCCUGUUCUACGAAUACUACAAUUUCGAUGAGUGGAUGAUUCAGUGGCAUCGCGACAUCUGCAAGCCCUUCUCCAUACCCUGCCCGGCUGCCAGGCCGCCUGGCACGCCGGAGGCGCGGCCCAUCUUCCAGAUCUACAUGGUCAAGUAUUUGUGCUCCAUGCUCGUGGGCGUCACCUCCAGCGUUUGGCUCUACUCCAGCAAGACGAUGGUCAGCUGGCGCAAUUUCGUGGAACGGCUCCAGGGCAAGGAGCCACGCACCCGGGCCCAAGCGUACGUCUAGUAUGAGACGGCGGCGGCGGCGGCUGAGGUGGCGGCUAACGAGAGUUACUUAGCCUUUAGCACGUAAAGUCCCCAAAGUCUGCCCUGCCUCAAGAAUUCACAUUCACAGAAGUAAGCGAAGAGGAAGAAGUGAAAAAGAGAUAGAGAGAGAGAAAGAGAGAGAACAAGUAGUCGUAGCUUAGCCUCGAACAGCUUUGUAUAAAGUUCAUCUAUGUCCCCCCCGUCUACCCCUACCCAUCAAGCGUAAUCAAAAGUUUAAUAUUUAGUUAUAUAUCUACAUAUAUACAUACAUACAUACUUAUAUAUAUUGUAUAUGAAGGCUUCUCGCUUUCUUGUUGAACCAAAACAUUUUAAUUGAUAAGCUAAUGAUAAUAUUCUAGUAUUUUAGUAUGCUAGUGCUCUUAUGGCUCAUGCUUCCGCUUUCCAUAUUCAUUUUCAUUGCCAUUUCCAUUUCCAUUUCCACUUCUGUUUCCGUUUGCGAAUGGUAUACGAAUUGUAUAAGAGUUUUAUCGCUCGCUCGCUGUUGCAUCUUCACUCUUCUACUCCACAGACGCAUUCAAUUCGAAUAAGUUUGCAUUUAAGUAGGAUUUUUUUGAUCAAUUUUAUUUGUGAAAGCUUUAAAUGUGCCCUAACGUUAAUUAAGUAUAUAUAAAAUAAUAUAUAUAUAUUUGCAUAUAUUGUAGCUGUAUGUGUGUCUAAGCUCUUUAAGAUUAUGUGUAAGAAUUGCUGUAAAUUUCUGACUAAACAGUUUUAAAAAAAGUUCACAAACUUCGCACAUAAAAAAUGCACAUCAAUUAUUUAUGAUAAUUCGCAUAAUUUUGUUCGACUGCAGUCAGAAUUUCACAGCCAAUUUAAUUUAAGAAAAAAAUAUAUAUA